Messenger RNA from Lolium perenne, 2388 nucleotides. RefSeq lists its product as uncharacterized. The record is from RefSeq and is a predicted model, not a curated record. NCBI's taxonomy places the organism in Eukaryota, Viridiplantae, Streptophyta, Magnoliopsida, Poales, Poaceae.
AGCCCAGGGUAUCGCCAUUUCCACGACCGCAUAGCAGCUUAGUCAGCCAAACACCAAGCCAUCUUUCGGAUCCCCCAAUUCCCAAUCCCACCCGUGGUGGCUGAGGAGAGACAACCAUGGCCGCCACCUCUAAGCUCCUUCCCCACGAACGUCCGCUCCUCCCUCCCACCACCAUCUGCUCCUCCCUCCCAGUCUCCUAGGCGUCCAGCGUCCUAGCCACGGACAUGAACUGCUCCUCCUCUCAGCCAGCAUCAAUGCGGAUCCCCGCCGCCGAGGGUUUACUUCUGAAGCGUUCCACACCAUCGUCGCUACCACGCUCGCCGCCGGUCCCCAACGGAUCCGGCUCGUGUAGGCACGGCACGCCGGCGGACCGCCGCGCGUCGUGCCAUGUGUCGCCUCAUCGUGCUUCAAUGGCUCGGCUCGGUGUGGCCCGUCACUCUAGGGCCCGUGCCAGCCCGGCACGGCCUAGUUCCUACCGCCAGACGCGUGGCCGGAGGACCCGGCCCAGCCCAAGUUACAGGAAACACCAAGUAAGCAAGAAGAGGCGAGAGAAAGCAAGAACAGAGGAGCAAUGGUGAUCCUUGUCCCUUUAGAUGAUUCUGGGUGCUUACCUGAGUCAGAGAUCAUCAGACGGGAUGAACCGAGCAAGAAGGUUGUCGAGGCACGCGACCAUGACUCGCGAGGUGCGCCAGCCAACCAAGAAACCAAGAAUCGAAGAGCCAUGGAAACCCUUGUCCAUGUAGAAGACUCUGGCUCCUCCUCUGAGCCAGACAUUGUGAGGCGAGAUGACCGGAGCAAGGAGCCCCACGAGGCACUGGAUCAAGAAUCACGAGCUGGUCACGGUGAUUGCAACAGCACAAGGAAGAGGAAGGCCAUUAGCACUUCCAUCCCCGUCCCUCUACAGCAAUCUGGCGGCUUUCCCGAGCCUGAGGUUGGACGCGAUUGCCGGAACAAGGAGUCCCACCAGGCACUGGAUCAAGAAUCGCGAGCCGUUCAUGGUGAUUGCAAGAGGAAAGCCAUUAGCGCUUCAGAUUAUGCCAAGAAAGCUAGAAAGCAUUCCGCCAUUAGCACGCUGAAGAAGAUACAGCUACGAGAAAUUGGAUUCUCAGCAUCUUUCAGCAGAGAGAAGUUCAAGGGAAUGAAGAAAGAGAUCUCAGUGGACUUGUACAUGCGCAAAAACAGAGAAGCUCUUGAAGAAUUUGAACCGUUCAUGAGAAAUAGGUCUGCGAUUGUCAAAAUGAUUCCAAUACAGGAUAUUCUUGUUCUUCUAUCCUCAACAGGUGUAUGUUGCACUGUCAGCCGAGUGACAAAUCGCAUCAUUGCAUUUGUUACUAAAACUGGGGAAUUGACCGAGGACAUAUUUUACAACAAAAAGAACAAUUCUCUCAUCGUUUCCUCAUCAACUAGAAGUGAUAGUUACACAGCUAAAGAAUACAUGUCCAUCCCCAUUGGAUCGCUUAGAACACGUGAUCACACUGGAUCUCGUGUUUUUUCUUCACAGCAGAUUAAGUGGCUCCUUGGCUUUGAUGCGACAAAUGGAAUAGCUUUGAUGAGAGAUAGCAACAACCACACAGUAUUUGAUUUGGAAACCUACUCCCUGAUGUAUAAGAUACCUGAGACAGACAUCGUUGAUAUAUUAUGCGGGUCACAGGCCUUGCUUGUUAUGAAAGAAAAGAGAAAACAUCUUCUCUCUUUAGGGAUCAAGCAGAUAGAUUCAGGUCAUGAUAUCAGUUUUAUUUAUCAUCCAAUGGAAGGAAAGCUCGAGCUCUUGGAGAUAUUUCAUGAGAAGAUUCUCAUUAAAGAGAGAUCCAAAGGGCUUCUGAUAAUAGAUGCGAAAAAACAAGAUAAAAAGGAAGUCCCCAUUGGGCUUUUCGAGUAUCACCCGUUGUAUGGCAGGAACUGCUUCCUGACAUUUCAGAAGGACUCGAGCCAACUCAGAACCUUGAAUGGCAGCGUUGUCAAAGAGCUAGAUAGCACACUAUGGAAAUCGCGGACCAAUGAGCAUAUGAUUUGCAGCUCUUCAGAUGAUGACACAGUCAUCUAUCUUGCAGAAUCAAAAGCUUCAGAAUUUGGAUCAGUAAACAUCUGCAGCCUCGGCAGAGAGGUGUUUGUCGCCACGUUUGAUCCAGAAGUGGAAGCAAGUUGUUUAUCCUAUAACGAAGACUUGAAUGAGAUCUACGUUGGCACAAGAGGAGGCAGAGUAUACGUUUACUCAGUGUGAGCUAGCCUCCAGAUUGCUGAGCUUUUAUAGGAGUUUUGUGUGGUUGGAACCUUGUAUGGUGACUGUUACCAUCAGCCUCAUUCUGGCUCGAUUCAUUUUACUCUCUGGUUGCAAACUUUGUACAGUAACUGUUUCCAUCCUAUACAAACUUGUGUACUUAAGAUCGA